Molecule: messenger RNA, 2266 nt
Organism: Drosophila pseudoobscura
Lineage: Eukaryota; Metazoa; Arthropoda; Insecta; Diptera; Drosophilidae
Gene: IKKbeta
Product: I-kappaB kinase beta
Exons: 5
Coding region: 37-2214 (725 amino acids)
Biological process (GO): tumor necrosis factor-mediated signaling pathway; positive regulation of transcription by RNA polymerase II; peptidyl-serine phosphorylation
Cellular component (GO): cytoplasm; IkappaB kinase complex
Molecular function (GO): IkappaB kinase activity; ATP binding
Source: RefSeq, a predicted model, not a curated record
UCAGUUGGAGCUGUAGUGAAGAGCAAUUAAAUUAAAAUGAGGUCGUGGGACAACUGGCAACUGAAAGGAAAACUGGGCCAGGGCGGCUUUGGCGAGGUCCUGCACUGGCUGAAUAGUAACACGGGCCAACAAAUAGCCACAAAACAUAUCAAGGACGUGAGUUCGCUGGGGGCCGAUCAGCAAGUCAAGUUGAAAGAGCGAUGGAUGAAGGAGUUGGAGUGGACGCGAUCGAUACAGAAACUCACAAACAUCGUUGCUGGCGUUUGCUUAAAGAAUGAGGAUGCCUCCUUCGUGGCCUAUCUGAAUAAAAAUCACAUCUGCCAAUUGCCCGUGAUCAUCCUGGAGUACUGCAACGGCGGAGAUGUGCGCCAGCUUCUGCAGAGGCCCGAAAAUGCUAACGGACUGGCGGAGUUCGAGGUGCGGCAGAUACUGAGGGACUUGGCGCAAGCCCUGCAGUUUCUGCAUUCCGAGUGCAAGGUGUGCCAUCGCGACCUCAAGCCCGACAACAUUGUGAUACACCGCCAGACGGAUGGAUCGAAGACAUACAAGCUCACGGAUUUCGGUUUAGCACGCGGUGCCCCCGACCAGACGAUACUGCAGAGUAUGGUGGGCACACGGCACUACUUUGCUCCCGAGGUGGUGGAUACGGGCAUGUACAACACUGCGGUGGACUAUUGGUCGCUCGGUAUCAUUGCCUAUGAGCUGGCGACCGGAGAGGUGCCGUUCAUACCCCACCAGACGCCCAGGAACAUACUAGUAAAUCUGCUAAAGAAGACGCCAGACUGCAUUGCCAUUACGGAGGAUCCGCAGGAUGCUAAUCGCUUUCUGUUCCAAACAGAAUUGCCAAAUGAGCACCAUCUGACAGAGCCAUGGGCCAAAGAGUUCACCAUGUGGCUCCGCCUGGCCCUCGACACCGACUACAAGCGACGCGGCCAAUUGGCAUCUGAUGAAGUACAUUCGGGUUUCGUUCCGCUCGUCUUCUCCACACUCGACAGUCUCCUUCAGAUACGCGUGCUCACCAUUUUCGCUGUGAACUGCUUUAAGCGUCUGGAGUACGUCGUCACGAAGGACAUGACAAUGCAGGACUUGAAAGCUUUGAUUUGUCAAGACACAAACAUAGCCAAAGACGAUGUAUACUUUGUCCUGCCUACCUAUCAUCCGUACGAGACGAUCAAGCCAACCACCAAGCCCCUGGAUCUCUAUGUCGAGAAGUGGAGCGACACCAGCAGAGAGACGCGCAAAUCGACCGAAAUACCCCCACCCCCUGUGAUGUUGUUCGUCUUCCAGGCCACGGAAAACUGUGUCUAUGACGUCUGCAAACCGAGGGUCUCAAAGCUGAUUUUGAUCUGCAACGUGAGCAGCUUCCAAACGGACAAGCCCUGGCUGCUGAAGCGCCUUGCGCUGGACAUGCACUACAUGCUCAUGCAACAACAGAAGGACUUGGAAAUGUUCCUCACGGGCUUCCGUGAACUGGCCCUGCUGGUGGAGCAUGAGAUUGUCACCAACCAGUUCAUUGCGGCCAUUAACGAUGCAAUACUCACCACUUCGGAUGCAUAUAAAAUGCUCCAGAAACUGCGCACAGCGGCUGUCGAAGAGAAAAAGUUUUCUAUUCAGGUAAAUGACAACGACUGGAAGCUGCUUGUAAACACUUACCAGGAGACGAACGCCAGUGCCAUACACAUCAAGGAGCGUUUCGAAUCUGUUUUGAGCGGUACCCGCGAAAUUCUGAAGACCACCAGUCGGCUUUUAAAUCGAUAUGUAGAAAGCGAUGUGUUUGGUUUGGCUGCCUUUGAACGUGAUUCUUUGGGUGGAAUAUCCCUCGCACACUUCCGCAAAGCUGUCAAGCUGUUUAUCACGACUAGUUCAGAUGAGGAGAAACUGGUAAAGACCGAGUCCAAGCCUUGUGAUAAGCUGAAUUUGCUAUUCAUCAAGACCAAGGGGGCUAUGAGGACAGCCAUGAUGAAAUUCAGCGAAAUCAAAGAGCAGAUCUUUCAAUUGCAUUUAAAGAUGUUGUCCACCGCUGCAUCGGCAUCUAUCGGCAUCUCCGGCCCAUCUUCAAUGCUGCUGCUGAACGAAUCCAUGGGUCGACUGACAAUGGCCAACUCAAUGGGCGACAGCUCGGAUUUUGAUUCUCUAACAACGAACAAUGUUAUCGACAAGGCAGCCCGUCUCAUUGAGAUGCUUAGAACUGACAUGGAAAUCGAUUCGUUAUAGUUUCUCCCGCUCAGGAUUCAGCAAAUACUGCCAGAAGAUAUUUAAUCAAAAG